This is a messenger RNA of Ziziphus jujuba (common jujube), 1917 nucleotides long. RefSeq lists its product as uncharacterized. The coding region runs from base 317 to 1444 and encodes 375 amino acids. Lineage: Eukaryota; Viridiplantae; Streptophyta; Magnoliopsida; Rosales; Rhamnaceae. The record is from RefSeq and is a predicted model, not a curated record. The transcript has 5 exons.
GGAUGAGCUCGAGUUUUGCCCCACCCACCCGCCUCCAUAAGUGCCUCUCUCUCUUUGCCCUCACUCAGGUUUUUUGGUUUCAGAAACUCGAACUUCCAUUAAUUUCCCUCUCAAAGUUGCUUCCCAAAUAUCAUAUCAUAUUCAGGGUCUUCAUCAAAGUGAGCUCUUUGCGAGGUGUUUUGGUAUUCUGAAAUUUGAGGGUUCGGAAUUAAUCAAAUUGGGUGAAAUGGGUAUCUGGUUCUUUUAGGUUUCUGGCUGUUGAACAUAGCAAAUUGUUUCGAUAAGAUCCGUAUCUUUGUGGUAGUGAAUUUCGGCUAUGGAUAAAAAUAAUUUUACGGAUGGGUUUUGCAAAACCCGUCCUGUACUGGGCGAUUUGACCAACCGGCCCGUGAAAAGAGGGUUUUCUAUAGUCUUCGGCGAUUCAGGGCUUGAAUCUAAAGAUGGGUAUGGCAAGAAUGUGGAUGUUCAAGAUGGGGAUUCGCAAUUCACGAAGCAAGUGUGUUUAGGGGUUGAGAAUUUAGUGAGAGACAAAUGCCGGACCAAAUUUGGAGAAGAUAAAAGUGAAAAAGGCUUCAAUUUCUCAAAGGAGACGCACGCUUAUGGAUCCUCAUCCACUUCCAGCGACGCUGAUACCUCGGAGGAUCAGAAUGUUGAGCGUUUUAUGUCGAACGCACCCAAAGGAAUUAAGAAGAAGUCUAAUCUGGUGGAUGGCUGUGCACAUCAGAGUGUGAUGGACGUUGGUGAUGCAUCAAGAGAUAGUUGUUUAUCUAGCGGUUCAAUGCCCACAUGCUCAGGACCGUGUAAGAAAGAUGGUUAUGGUGCAGGAGAAAAUUAUCAAGAUUAUGAAGAAAGAAAUACGUCUGAUGUUACUCAAGGCAAUCUGGUACGAGAAGGAUUAGCUACUCUUGUUUGCAAGAAUAAUGAGGAUUGUGUUGCUGUUGGUGAAUUGGCUGCUUCUAAAUAUGGUUCUAUAGAGUGGUCAAGGUUGCCUAAGUCACAAAGUUCAAAAUUUCAUGAAUUGGGAAGAUGCACAGCACUCAAGGGUGAGGUCUAUGGCAAUUUGAAUGCGGGUGAUGACUUACUUAAAUCUUGCUCCUGUUCCUUUUGCUUGAAAGCUGCUUACAUUUGGUCGGACCUCCAAUACCAGGAUAUCAAGGGUCGCAUUGCUUCGUUGAAGAAGAGUCAAAAGGAAGCUAACACAUUGGUUCAGAAAAGUUACAGAGGAAAGGAGAGUAGCAUUCACAGCCAAGAAAAUGCAAACAAAUCCACAAAACUUGAAGCUGAUCUCACGGGUCAGUGGAGAUCACUCUUUCUUCGCAUGGAGGAUAUACUUGCCAAUGAAAGCGGUCAGCUUCAAGCCAGUUUUGUUGCACUAAAAGAUUUGAGAGAGAGCUGCAAGAUGGAUUUAGGGAUGAUCAAUGAAAUGCCUACAGAGAAGCGUUAAUGUACAUCUAUCUUCUGGUGAUCUUAAGAUUGUCUUGUCACUUGAGUUGAGUAGUUUGUCACAACUGGUAUAUUACUUUGUUGUUGUUGACAAGAUUGCUUGAAGUUUUUACCAACCUUUUUAGAAGCUGUAAUGUGUCUGUGAAAUUUCAUGUAUUAUCAAUGUGUAGGUUUCAUAAAACUGUUCUUUUCUUCCUCCAGUUUCUUUGCGUUAGGUCCUCCUGGUAUCACUAUUUGGUAUUCUCAUUGAUUAAACCAAUGGCUGGUUUGAUAUCACCUUGUUGGUUCCAAGGGCUUUAUUUUCUCCCUCACAAAAUAGAGUUUGUUUGCCGGUGCCAUUGAUCUGUGCUGUUUGAUUUUACAGCCUUACAUUUUAUUGGUUGUAACGAGUUACUAAUUCGUUUCUUACUUAUGCUGAUAUAAUGUGGUUCCAGUUAAUGGUUAACAUGAUUCAUUAGUGGGACUAAACCUAUU